ACCAUGCCACUGAUACCUGCAUGUGUGCUGCUGCUGAUGCUGGGGGGUGAUGCUAUGGGUGGGGGUUAUGCCCCUGUACCCCAUAUGAAGUACAUGCAGCCUAUGAUGAAAGGACCUGUUGGACCCCCCUUCAGAGAAGGGAAGGGUCAGUAUCUUGAGUAUCCACCUGCAAUGGAUGUGAAAGGGGAGCCUGGUCCACAGGGGAAGCCAGGACCCAGAGGUUCACCUGGGCCCCCAGGAUUACCAGGAAAACCAGGAAUUGGAAAACAAGGUCUUAAUGGUCAGCCAGGACCACAAGGGCCAGCAGGAUUACCAGGAAUUGGAAAGCCAGGACUGCCAGGUCUGCCAGGAAAAAUUGGGCCGAAAGGCCCAUCAGGAAUAGAUGGCGAUAAGGGACUUCAAGGUGAGCCUGGACUAAGGGGGUUACCUGGGCAACCGGGGUUACCUGGUCCUGCAGGUCUCUCAUCAAAUGGAAAACCAGGCCUUCCUGGAGUUCGAGGCCCACCAGGAACCAGGGGUGAUCCAGGACCUAAGGGCAGUCAGGGUAUCCCUGGUGAAAAAGGAAUCAGGGGUGAAAAUGGCAAUGGUAAACCAGGUCCACCAGGCCUCAGGGGACCCAAUGGCCUUCAAGGACCUCCUGGAACUCCUGGCAUACCAAGUGUAGGAAAGCCUGGGUUCAGUGGUCAACCUGGGCCUUCUGGACUUAAGGGAGACCAAGGGCUUCCAGGGAAUCAGGGUCCUCCAGGUGAACGUGGGUCUACUGGAGGACAAGGACCACCAGGGCCAAUUGGGGUGGGGAAACCUGGGUUGGAUGGUGUUCCUGGUAGACCCGGUCAAAAUGGACCAAAGGGUGAAUCAGGUCCAAGGGGUGCUGCUGGGUUCCCUGGGGCUCCUGGCUAUGGUAAACAUGGUCUUGUAGGGCAGAAAGGAGACAGAGGUCUCUCUGGAUUACCAGGAGCUCCUGGUUUUAAAGGAGAACCUGGAAUAGAAGGUGCACCUGGUGAUAAAGGGUUAACUGGGGAGUCAGGCUCCCAGGGUCUACCGGGUCCAAUGGGUCUUCCAGGAAAACAUGGCAUGCCAGGUCUGAAAGGAGACUUGGGUCCCCAGGGGCCUUCAGGCUUACCAGGAAUUAGAGGGGAUCAGGGUCCUAGUGGGUUUGCAGGUAAGCCUGGCCUCCCAGGAGAUAAAGGAUUUCCUGGGCCAAAUGGAGCCACAGGAAAACCAGGUCCUAAAGGUGAUGGUGGUCAUAUAGGUUUGCCUGGAAAUACUGGACUGCCUGGGCCACAAGGGCCCAAAGGGGGAAAUGGUCUUUCAGGGGUUCCAGGGGCACGUGGCAUAGCUGGAAUUCCUGGAUUACCAGGCCCCACAGGUCAUAUGGGACCUCAGGGCAUUCCAGGGAUAAAGGGAGAGCAAGGGCCACCAGGACCACCAGGGAAUGGAAAGAAUGGAGAUCAGGGAAUAUCUGGUCCACAGGGACCACCAGGAAAACCAGGCCAAGCUGGAAUUAGUGGUCCCAGAGGGCUUCAAGGUCCACCUGGUCCUCCUGGUCCACCCGGCCUUUCCAACAAUGGGGAUGCCAGCGUGGCAGGUCCUGACAUUGGAGGACAAACAGUACCUGGCAUGGGUGUUGAUAAAUCAAAGUUAUUAGCUCCUGCUUUUACCGCUAUACUCACCACACCCUUCCCACCAUCUGGAAUGCCUGUUAAAUUUGACAAGACUCUCUACAAUGGACAGAAUGCUUACAACCCCGCCACUGGAAUUUUUACCAGCCCAGUGCCUGGAGUUUACUACUUUUCUUAUCAUGUGCAUGUAAAGGGAACCAGCCUUUGGGUGGCACUAUACAGAAACAAUGUGCCUGCCACAUAUACCUACGAUGAAUACAAGAAGGGCUAUAUGGACCAAGCAUCGGGUAGUGCAGUCCUGGAGCUAAAAAAGAACGACCAGGUUUGGGUGCAGAUGCCAUCUGACCAAGCGAAUGGGCUUUACUCCACCGAGUAUAUUCAUUCAUCCUUCUCAGGGUUCCUACUGUGCCCUACAUAACAGGCCAUUGAAUACAUCAGUUACUAUUUAGUGGUCUGCAGUCACAUGAGUAACACCUGUAACAGCAAUAACAGGAAAGACUGACCAACA
This is a messenger RNA of Trichomycterus rosablanca, 2130 nucleotides long. RefSeq names its product collagen, type VIII, alpha 2 (gene col8a2). Bases 4 to 2040 code for a protein of 678 amino acids. The transcript has 2 exons. Gene Ontology annotation, molecular function: protein binding. Lineage: Eukaryota; Metazoa; Chordata; Actinopteri; Siluriformes; Trichomycteridae. The record is from RefSeq and is a predicted model, not a curated record.